This is a messenger RNA of Apiotrichum porosum, 1614 nucleotides long. RefSeq names its product Serine/threonine-protein kinase (gene CBK1). The record is from RefSeq and is a predicted model, not a curated record. The transcript has 5 exons. Bases 1 to 1614 code for a protein of 537 amino acids. Gene Ontology annotation, molecular function: ATP binding; protein serine/threonine kinase activity. Lineage: Eukaryota; Fungi; Basidiomycota; Tremellomycetes; Trichosporonales; Trichosporonaceae. Gene Ontology annotation, biological process: intracellular signal transduction; peptidyl-serine phosphorylation.
AUGGCAGGCGCACAGCAGGUCGGCCGCACCUCGCCCAUGCCCCCCGUCCCCCACGUUGCUCAGUCCAACAUUGGCCAGCCCGGCCAGGUCGGUCACCCCCAGAUGGCACAGUACGGCCAGUUUGCCCAGCAGCAGCAGCAACAACAACAUCAGCAACAUCAGCAGAUGUACAUGGGCCCCGGCGAGAACGGCCACGCACCCGCAGCCGACAAGGGCCCCGACUACGUCUACUUUGAGCGCCGGCCCAACCAGUUUAGCGAGACCACUCGCGGCAAGGCCACGGCGGCCAAGAUGAAGCUCGAGCUCUACUACAAGGAGGCGGUUGAAGGUGUGGUCGGUCGCAAGGAGCGCCGCACGACCCUCGAGAAGCAGCUCCACACCGACCCGACGUUGCCGGACAGUCACAAGGCGCGCCAGCUGCUGGCACUCGGCCGCCGCGAGUCAAACUUCCUGCGCCUGCGUCGCACGCGUAUCGGUCUCGAAGACUUCCGCACAGUCAAGGUUAUCGGCAAGGGCGCGUUCGGCGAGGUUCGCCUUGUGCAAAAGGCGGACACUGGCAAGAUUUACGCCAUGAAGAGCUUGAGGAAGAAUGAAAUGUUCAAAAAGGACCAGCUGGCGCACGUCCGUGCCGAGCGUGAUGUGCUGGCAGAGUCCAAUUCGGCAUGGGUCGUCCAGCUCUACUAUUCGUUCCAGGACAACAACUACCUCUACCUUGUGAUGGAGUUCCUCCCCGGCGGCGACCUCAUGACCAUGCUCAUCAAAUACGACACAUUUUCAGAGGACGUGACCAAGUUCUACAUGGCAGAGUGUAUCUUGGCCAUUGAGGCCGUCCACAACCUCGGCUUUAUCCACCGCGACAUCAAGCCCGACAACAUUCUCAUCGACCAGAUGGGCCACGUCAAGCUCUCGGACUUUGGCCUGUCCACCGGCUUCCACAAGCAGCACGACUCGGCAUACUACCAGAAGCUGCUGGGCGGCGGCGACGUCUCCAACCACCGCCAUUCCGCAGCCGGCAACCAGUCGCGCAACUCGGUCAUGGUCAACGCGAUCAACCUCACCAUGACCUCCAAACAGGACAUUGCCACCUGGAAGGCCAACCGCAGGAAGCUCGCAUACUCGACCGUCGGAACCCCAGACUACAUUUCGCCAGAAAUCUUCCUCCAGCAGGGCUACGGCAAGGAGUGCGACUGGUGGUCCCUCGGUGCUAUCAUGUUCGAGUGUCUUGUCGGCUACCCUCCCUUCUGCUCGGAGAACGCACACGACGUGUACCGCAAGAUCAUCGACUGGAGGAACCACCUGUAUUUCCCCGACGACGUGCACCUGUCGCGCGAGGCCGAGGACCUCGUGCGGCGGAUGCUGUGCGAGGCCGACCGCCGUCUCACCGUCGAGCAGCUCAAGGUGCACCCCUUCUUCUACGGCGUCGACUGGGCCACCAUCCGCAACAUUGACGCACCGUUCGUGCCCCACCUCCGCUCCAUCACCGACACGUCCUACUUCCCCACCGACGAGCUCGAGCAGGUCCCCGAGGUGCCCCAGGACGCCAACACGGGUCCCAACGCCACAAAGGACCUCGCGUUCUUGGGCUACACGUUCCGCCGGUACGAGAUGCUCUAA